UUGGGAGACGCGUACCACGACGGUUGGUUGGGGCUCGUGAAGUCCGAUAAGAAAGCCGCAAAAAUUUGGAAGCGCGCCGUGGAGCUCGGGAACGUGUACGCGAUGAGAAACCUGGGAACCUUGUACAGGGAUGGAAGCGGCGUCAAGCUGGACAAGAAGAAGGCGGAGCGGCUGUAUCGCACGGCCGCCGAUCGGGGCAUCGCGCUCGCGCAAUACAAUACAGGGCUUUUACUUUACUCUGAGCAGAGAUUUGAAGAAGCGUUCCGGUACUACGCGCUCGCCGCGGAUCAAGGUUAUAGACGUGCAGAGAACAACCUUGGCAUUUGUCACGAGCGCGGAAAUGGCACGGAAGUCGACCUCGGCAAAGCCAGAUACUGCAAUGCGGAAGAACUCGCGCGUCUUCGCCGCCAUGUGGAGAACGAAGUGCCGGAAGCGAUUUCGUGUUUGGGAGACGCGUACCACGACGGUUGGUUGGGGCUCGUGAAGUCCGAUAAGAAAGCCGCAAAAAUUUGGAAGCGCGCCGUGGAGCUCGGGAACGUGUACGCGAUGAGAAACCUGGGAACCUUGUACAGGGAUGGAAGCGGCGUCAAGCUGGACAAGAAGAAGGCGGAGCGGCUGUAUCGCAUGGCCGCCGAUCGGGGCAUCGCGGUCGCGCAAACCAGUAUAGGGCUUUUCCUUGAGUCUGAGAAGAGACACGAAGAAGCGUUCCGGUACUUCGCGCUCGCGGCGGAUCAAGGCCAUAUCGGUGCGGAGUUUUGCCUUGGCUGCUCUUACAUGGACGGAGACGGCACAGAAGUCGACCUCGGCAUGGCCAGAUACUGGUUCGAGCGCGCCGCUGCCAAGGGCAGCGAGGAAGCUACAGAAGGCCUCGCGCACCUCGACGCGCGAGUAUAG
Aureococcus anophagefferens is the source of this 894-nucleotide messenger RNA. RefSeq lists its product as hypothetical. The record is from RefSeq and is a predicted model, not a curated record. Lineage: Eukaryota; Pelagophyceae; Pelagomonadales; Pelagomonadaceae. The annotation marks the transcript as partial. Gene Ontology annotation, molecular function: protein binding. The transcript has 2 exons.